AUGCGUUGGUACUGGAUCUUCCUUGCCUUGUCGGUUCUCCUGGCCGCAGCUAUUGCGAGGCCACUGGUGCAAGAUGCCCAUCUUCCUUACCAGAGCGACAUCGGCGAAGGCAAGUAUUACUCCACCAGUGCUACGGACGCAGUUCAGUUCGAUGCUCAGCCGGGUGCAACCCCAUUCAAUCUCCUGCUACAAAGGGGCCCUUGA
Molecule: messenger RNA, 204 nt
Organism: Aspergillus melleus
Lineage: Eukaryota; Fungi; Ascomycota; Eurotiomycetes; Eurotiales; Aspergillaceae
Exons: 1
Coding region: 1-204 (67 amino acids)
Source: RefSeq, a predicted model, not a curated record